CAAAAAUCGCCUUCGUCUUCCACUAUCCAGGGUUUUAGACAUUUCUCACUUCAUGUAAACAUUUUACUGCAAAACUCUCACUCAUGGAGCUGCUAAACUCCAGGAUUCCAAUCAAUCCUCAAUCAUCUCCAGGAAUUCAAUUCCUUACAUGGAAUAGCAUAAAAUUCCCUCCAAGGCUAUACCUAUCCAGCUCAAGAAAAUAUCAAUUGCACCCCUCAUUUUGGCGCCAUCCAUGUCGCUCCUUUCCAUCAGCAAAAUGGAAAAUCUCAGCUCUACUUGGAAAACCUAACAGCCGCCAGAAUUAUUUGAGGAAAAAGCUCACUCAACAACAGCAGCAGCAGCUGCAACAGCAGGUGAGUCUCAUUCAACACCCAGUUCGUAAGUCUGACAUUGACGACUCAAACUUUGGUGUUUCCAGUGAAACGAUCGAUAAUAUCGAGAAAAACCUUGAAACUGAAUCUAAAUUGGACAGCUUUAGUGAAGAUGGCAUGAAUCUUGAGAGUGGCAGUCCUGGUGUUCGCGUUAAUGACUCUAAGAGUGUUGAAGAAUCAGAAACCAAGUCAAAGAAAGAUAAGAAUGGUGAUUCCGUCUUGUGGAAUAAGUUAGAAAAUUGGCUUAUUCAGUAUGAGAGGGACUCGGAACUUUGGGGCAUUGGCACUGGCCCUAUAUUUACUGUUUUUCAAAACUCUGAUGGUAAAGUGGAAAGGGUAAUCGUUAAUGAGGAUGAAAUAAUGAGACGGGCCCGGAUUGAUCCGAUGUCAUACAACGAUAACAAUGAGUUGGCUGAAGUUAGCCGUAAGAUAUCUUUUGCAAAAGACCUAGCAAAUGAAAUGGAAAAUGGCAGUAAUGUGAUUCCCAGAAACAGCUCCGUGGCUAAGUUUUUGCACUCUGGUGGGAAAUCGCGUUUUAUGGAAGUGAUUCGUGGUGUCACUUUGAAACCAGGUUCAUUUCCAAAACAGUCGAGAGUUGGGUUCUUUGUAUUAUGUGGUUUGUGUCUGAUUUGGGCAGUUAGAGGGAUAUUUCUCACUGAAAAAGGUAAGAAGAUUACAAGGCUAGAGAAGGAGAUGUUGCAGAGGAAAAUAAAAGCUAGAGCCAAAAACGAGAAAAUGGCUGAAGGUAAUGUGGAAAUAGUGACGCCUCUAAUAGAGCCUAAAAUUGUGUCCUUCGAGAAGCCUCAGCUCAAUAAGGAAGAACUUGUUAAUAGCAUUAUCAAGGCAAAGGAGUCAUAUAGUGAGGUGGGAGUAGUGCAGUACGCUGGUUACCAGAACAAGGAACAAAAAGAUAAAAUUAAAGAAAUCAGGGCAAUGGCGAGGCAUGCACGAGAAAUUGAGAGAAAGGAUUUUUUGGCAGAUGAUCAUGGUAAAGAGGAUUAUCCAGCCUUGGAAGAUCUUUCUAGACAUAGUUUGAAUCCACAAAAUGAAUUCCAGAGUCGGGAAGUGUAUGAGAGAGAUUCUGAUAAAACAACAGAAUUGAGUCCUUUCACUGAUGGUGGUUUAACCGAGGAAUGUGAGACAGAAGUUUAUGAUGUUCCUAAUGUUACUGAAAGUUUGAAGCUUGAAGCAAGCAUAAUGAAACAGGAACCAAGAUCCUUGAGUACAAAUGAAGCCAACCAUCUUUCCGAAGGUCCAUUGGGCCCACUUGUAAGUUCUUCAAGAACAAAGUUGAGAAUUAUAAAAUCUGCCAAGGAAGCCAGGGAGUACCUUUCAAUGAAGCAUCAACAAUUGGAGGUUGACCAAACAGAUGAUGAAGUUAGUGCUUAUAUUGCAUCUGAUAGGACAAGCCAGAAUGUGAAUCUAACUAACGAAGUAAAUGCCUCUCCCCAUUUAAAUACAGCACAAGAUUUUUCACAUCCUUCUGAAGAUUAUGUUACUGUUGGCAAAAAAGCAGAAGAAAAUACGGAUAGCCUGGAUGACUUGAGAAAAUCUAGAAUGUCCGCAGGUGGGGAAGUUAGUGUUAGUUCUGAUUCUACAGAAGCUGAUAGUGAUUCUGAAGAUACUGAAAAUAGUGAAAUACCAGACAAAAAUGAAGUUGCCGAUGAAGCUGAGGAUAAAGCUGCAGAUCUAACGCCAUUAGUGAAUAAAGAAAACUGGUUAGAGAAAAACUUUAAUAAAUUUGAGCCCAUUGUAGAGAAGAUUGGAGUUGGGUUCAAAGACAAUUUCUUGGCUGCAAGGGAGAAAGCCAGUCUAGAACCAGAUUUAACAACUGAGCUGGCGGAACUCAAACCUGAAACUGCUUAUAGUGAACUUGAGUGGAUGAAAGAUGAAAGGCUUGCGGAGAUUGUAUUUAAAGUAAGAGACAAUGAGCUGUCAGGAAGAGAUCCGUUUCAUCUUAUGAAUGAAGAAGAUAAACAUGCAUUCUUUAGCGGCCUUGAGAAGAAAGUCCAACAAGAAAAUGAAAAGCUGCUGAAGUUGCACGAGUAUUUUCAUUCAAACAUCGAAAACCUCGACUAUGGAGCAGAUGGCAUUAGCUUGUAUGAUCCUCCAGAGAAAAUCAUACCGCGGUGGAAGGUCCCGCCCGCAGAAACGAACCCUGAAUUUCUGAAUAACUUUGUGGAACAAAGAAAGACCCUUUUCUCUGAGAGCCACAAGAAUUCAAUUUCCUCUAAGAGAACUGGAAAAAAAAUGGUUCAUAAAUCCGAAAAGCCUUCCUCCCACAAAAAUAGUCAGUUGGACAAACCUAGUACCGAGCCCCAGAAAGCUAAUUUAGCAUCUUCAAAGACCAUUAUACAAGGUAGUGAUGGUUCAAUCAAGGCUGGAAAAAGAUCAGGAAAGGAAUUCUGGGAGCAUACCAAGAAAUGGUCCCGAGGAACUUUGGAGACCUAUAAUGCUGAGACAGACCCAGAAAUCAAAGCUGUAAUAAGGGACAUGGGAAAGGAUUUGGAUAGAUGGAUAACGGAGAAGGAAAUACAGGAAGCAGCUGAUCUCAGGGACAAAAUUCCUGAAAAAGGACAAAAGUUCAUCAAGGAGAAACUCGCCAAGGUGAAAAGAGAGAUGGAGCUUUUUGGGCCCCAAGCUGUUGUGAGUAAAUAUCGUGAAUAUGGAGAUGAUAAGGAAGAAGAUUACUUGUGGUGGCUCGAUCUUCCCUCUGUGCUGUGCAUAGAAUUGUACACUGUUGAGAAUGGUGAGCAGAGGGUUGGUCUAUACUCGCUGGAGAUGGCUGCUGAUCUGGAAUUAGAUCCCAAGCAAUAUCACGAUGCUUUUCGUGAAGCCAAGGCAAACGGAUUCAGUGUGACCGUCAUAAGGAAAGGUGAACUGCAGCUCAACAUUGACCAAACCCUGGAAGAAGUAGAAGAAUUGAUCACAGAAAUCGGCAGUAAGAUGUACCACGAUAAAAUCACAAAGGAACGCAAUGUAGAUAUCAAUGUACUGAUGAAGGGAGUGUUUGGCGACACCAAACCAACCAAGAGGGGGAGGAGAAAGCAGAAAUCGAGAAGGCGCAUCAAACCAUGAAGCUAUAGCUCGACCGUCGAUAGGUUGAUAAGAUAGUCCGGCAAUUCUCGCCCUUGGCAUGUAAAAUGCCUGGUUUGUUUACCAAUGAUAAACACCAACAUUUAUCCUUGGUAAAAAAACUUGUUCUAGAGAUCUGAAUGCCAAGUUGUGGUUGGUAAAACCAAUCCGACUGACCUUGUAAUUUAUUUUGUAACAGUUCAAGACAAUGCCUACAAGUAACCAGCCCUGGUUCUGUUUUUAUGUUUGUAAAGCACUGGUUUACUUCUUUAAAAUUGUAGAUAAUUUACCUCCUACAUGGAUCAGUUGAUUUUACUUGGAAUAUUGUAAUUCGUAUAAUUUAGCAGUGUCUGAAAGUAGGUUAAGAGGUAAAGACAGAUUAACAGGGAGCUAUAUAUAUUGCCCAUUUUGGAGGAAAAAUGAAUUACGGUAGCCAACUAGGGUUUUGGAGAGAGAGAAAAUAAACCAAACAUUUUUACAUUUGUUGUAACUUGUAACAUAUCAACGUACGUAUUCCUUUCCAUCAAAUUUAGGAAGGACAACACAACACACAAACAAACGCACAGAGAAUACUAUUUCUAUUCUGUAUGCUUGAAUUUUGUUUCACCAAAAACAAACUCAUCAAUACAUUCUAAUCUUAGUUCCUUCUCUCCUCUUUUGGCCCUUUUUUUUUUCUUUCUUGUAAACGGACGUGGCAGAACAGAUUUCGUCUCGGCGACAUCAGCAGCGGACACCUAGCACGGUCCCGCGCGUGACCUCAACCGCCACCCCGCACUUCACUCGGCUCUCCACCCGGUGCAUGAACACCUUCAGCACCCGAACCCUCCCCACCAGCGUCAUCCGCGUCUCGAUCUCCAUCGUCCCCUCCGCCGCGGCGGCACCGUCGCUCAAGCCGCCGAUCGCGACCCUCUCCGGCGGCGGGAGCGGGUAGCUCUGUAGAUCGAACUUGGCGGACAUCUUCUGCCUCUCGCCGCCGCCGAUUCUGCCGGCGGGUAUGAAGACGGUCCCGACCGGCUGUCCGGAGUAGACCAGCUGCAGCGAGCUGUCGUAGUGGGAGAACUCGUCCCGGUUAGGGUUGGUGACGGUGACGUACUGGAAGAACUCGAAGUUGACGGUGCCGUUGGAGACGGAGAAGGUGGGGAACUGGACGGCAUUGACGGCGAUCAGCGGGGAUUUGGGCUUGAAGAGGAAGAAGUAAACGGCGACUGCGGCGGCCGCGAUGGCGAGCAGGAAGACGGUGGCGACCGCGCAGGACGCUAGGUUGGUGCGGCCGCUCCUCGAUUUGGCGUUGUGAGGGUAAUAAGGGUUGGGAUUAUGGUUAGAUCUGUGAGGGAAAUGGGGAUCGCCCAUUUCUGGUAAAAAUGGUAGAGAGAGAGAAUGUGGAAAGGCAAGGGUGAUUGAUGAUAUAUUAUUUGCUAGUGGGUUUUGGCAUCAAUCAAGUAUUAUCAUCUACUUUUACAAAAGGAAAAAACCACACAAGCAAGCAAAGAAAAAUGAUACUAUGAUUUUGCUUUUUGUAAGUACUAAUUUUGCCUAGUAAUCCAUUUAUCAAAGACUCAUCAAGCUUUUGACUUAAU
This is a messenger RNA of Striga asiatica, 5023 nucleotides long. Lineage: Eukaryota; Viridiplantae; Streptophyta; Magnoliopsida; Lamiales; Orobanchaceae. The record is from the annotation of a GenBank genome assembly.